Molecule: messenger RNA, 6068 nt
Organism: Cynoglossus semilaevis (tongue sole)
Lineage: Eukaryota; Metazoa; Chordata; Actinopteri; Pleuronectiformes; Cynoglossidae
Product: complement component C1q receptor-like
Exons: 3
Coding region: 265-3366 (1033 amino acids)
Cellular component (GO): membrane
Molecular function (GO): transmembrane signaling receptor activity; calcium ion binding
Source: RefSeq, a predicted model, not a curated record
CGGAGACAUCUGGAGAACCAGUCAAAACACAGAAGGGCCGGCCAUUGUUUUCUCCUCUGAAACGGAACUCCUCUGCCAGGCAGACGGCGCGAGCCUGGAGCUGCAGUCACGUGACUUCCGUCUUUAGUUUUGGUCCCAAACAGGAGCAUGACUACGAGGGUUAGACCUGAAACUCCUGGUCUCAGUCUACAAUAUUCCGCUGGAAUCGUACCAUCGACGCUUCUGGGGAUCCGUGGGAUUUGAACUCUGACCUCUGAGGCAAGAAUGUUGUGGUUUGUCCUCCUGCAGCUCAUGGACAGUGUUCACUGCUUCCCUGAGGCUGAACACGAGGCUCGGUGCUCGUCCAGCUCCUGCUUCACUCUACAUCUGGACACAGUCGCCUUUUCAAACGCUCAGCAGAAUUGUGAGGACAACGGUGGUUAUCUGAUGACCGUCAGAGACCGACACCAAAACAACCUGCUGCACUUCCUCCUCUCGCACAUUCAAGGACAACCACAGGACACAACACUGCGCUUCUGGAUUGGUUUGAAGCUCAACAGAGGGCGCUGCGUGUUAGCUGACCGGACUCUCAGAGGUUUCCAGUGGGUGAACGGGGGUGAGGAUUCCGACUACUCCAACUGGGGACGAGAGCCUACACCAACCUGCACUCAGAGAUGUGUGAGCAUCAGCUACAGGAUGUCCGGUGCCAAUCACCUCAGAUGGACUGAUGGGCGCUGCAGAGCUGCUGCUUCCUAUAUAUGCAAGUUUGACUUCAGGGGGAUGUGCAGAGCGUUGGCGCUACUGGGGGGAGGAGACAUCACCUACACUCCCCCCUUUUCACGGAAGCCACAAAAAAGACAAAUGAAAUCCGUUCCAUUUGGAACCUACGCCGACAUUGUCUGCGCUGACCGACGUCGUCACUAUUCCGUGUGCAGGGAAACCGACGGCACGUUUGGCUGGACGGAUCCCGGUCCGUUCUGCAGCUCAGGUGAACGAAGCUGCUCCGUCAACAACGGAGGCUGCGAAGGUGGAUGUCGUCAGAACGGGGGCCAAGUCCAGUGUGUCUGCGGAGACGGUCACCUCCUGGACGACGACGGACUCUCCUGCAGGAGAAGCAACCUGUGUGCGGCAGAUCCGUGUGAGCGUGAGUGUGUGCUGACGGAGACGGGCUACACCUGUGGAUGUCCAGAGGGGUUCCAACUGCACGACAAUCGGCACAACUGCACAGACGUGGACGAGUGUCCACUGCAGCCCUGCGCCGGUCAUCUGUGCGUCAACACACCUGGCAGCUACACCUGUCGAUGUGAAGAGGGCUACCAACUGGUGGGUGGGGCGUGCACUGACGUGGACGAGUGUGUGAGCUCCACAUGUGACCACAGCUGUGUGAACAGCAUGGGCUCCUAUUCCUGCCACUGCCACCAGGGUUUCCUCCUGGCCCCCGACCGCCAUUCAUGUUUCCACAUCACUCAGUGUGGCGCUGAGCCCUGCCAGCACCGCUGCACCAACACGGAAGGUCCUGGAACCGGUGGAGGGAACUGUCUACAGACUGCAGUGGUGUCAGACACAGAGGACCGGUCCACAGGAGACAGGUCCACUGAGGAGCUCCAGCACCUGCCUCCCCACACUAGCCCACCAAUCCUUGACUUGGUGAAUGUCACAUCCAUUGGUCCAGAGGCCAACGCUUCACUGGAGACCAAGGCUUCACUGGAGACCAACACCUCACUGGAGACCAACACUUCACUGGAGACCUACACCUCACUGGAGACCAACACCUCACUGGAGACCAACACCUCACUGGAGACCAACACUUCACUGGAGACCUACACCUCACUGGAGACCAACACCUCACUGGAGACCAACGCUUCACUGGAGGCCAACGCUUCACUGGAGACCAAGGCUCCACUGGAGACCAACGCUUCACUGGAGGCCAACGCUUCACUGGAGACCAAGGCUCCACUGGAGACCAACGCUUCACUGGAGACCAAGGCUCCACUGGAGACCAACGCUUCACUGGAGACCAAGGCUUCACUGGAGACCAACGCUUCACUGAGACCAACGCUUCACUGGCAUCAGGUUUUGUCAAGACACGAUAGCAAUAUUUCGAUGCAAUCGUUUGAAAAAGGAAGCAAAGAAAAGCGCUGCGACCAAGGGCGUGGCAUCCGGACUAGGUGCCUACAGACCAUGGUCAGAUGUCACGAUGUGAUUAUUCGCAGUGGCAUCAUGGCCUGUGUGAAGACAGGGAUUCUGUUUUACUCCGUCCUUUUGUCCAUGUCGUCUGUGUGUGGAUCUGCUGAGGGUCAGCAGAACUCCGUCUGUCAACCCGUCUGCUCCAACGGCAGCUGCAUAACUGUGAACCAGGACAGGGUGGAGUUUAAGAGAGCUGAAGAAAAGUGCCAGGACGUGAACGGAGCGCUCCUGACGCUGGACUCUGACACACAGAGGAGACUCUUUGAUCAUCUGAGGGGACAACUGAGGGGACAUUUUUGGAUUGGACUCCGUCUACCGUCGGGCGUCUGUAGCGACCUCUCACUUCCACUCAGAGGCUACAGGUGGUCGUCAGGUCGUCCUCCCGGGACCUUUGUCCCAUCCUCCAUCGUCUGGAAUGACAGUGUAAGAGUCUGCUCUCCCAGCUGUGUGUCAGUGUCCAAAGAUCAGGGGUGGACGGAGCGGCCGUGCGGUGACACGCCCCAUGGAUUUCUGUGCCAAACUCAGCACCAGGAUGCGUGCAGGGCACAGGCGGUGUCCGCUCCGUAUGUUUUCCAGAGCUCCAGCGGCUGCUCCAGCGCUCCGUGUGAGCACGAAUGCACCGACGUGAAGGGCGGUUACGUCUGCUCCUGCUACAAACAUUAUAAACCGGACAGCACGAACCCUCGGCUCUGCAGACAGUACUGUGGCAAACAGAAAUGCCCCGCUCUCUGUGACAAAGACAACGUUGACAUCUGCUUCUGUCCUGACGGCUACAUCAAAAACCAGGACGUCUGUCAAGACAUCGAUGAGUGUGAGAUGCGAGAGUGUGAUCAGACGUGUCUCAACACGUUUGGCAGUUAUGAAUGUUCAUGUGCAGAGGGAUUUGUUCUCAGAAAGGACAAGUACAGCUGUGCCUCUGCAGACACUGACUUCACCAUGACAACCAAAAACCCUGCAGCCAAUAACAGUUCUCUGAAGUCUUCCUCUGCUGCGGCCGGAGACGUUCUCUGGAUCUGGGUCUUCACUGCUGGGGCUGUAGUGGUGUUGAUAUUUGUGAUUAGAUUUUAUGUUACUAGGAGACAGAAGCGACAGCAACAGUCUGCUGCUGCUGCUGCUGCUGCUGCUGCUCAGCUGAAUAUGUUGAGUGUUAACAGGGGUAGCAGUGUGACAACAACAGACAUAACAGUACAAUUUGACUAACUAAUAAAUACAUGAUGGACGUCUGUCUGUGUCCACUGUUCAGUUCUUUCAAACAUUUGAAAAGUAUUAACUUUGUGUACAUGAAUAAUCUAAAAGUUAGCAUCGUCAUGUUGACGCAAACAAAGACUAUCUUUUCAUAAACCCUCAUUUCUACUGUACCUGUGUGUGCUGCAGGUGGCAGCAGUGAGCUCAUUAGUCAGUUCUCCAGUGUGACUCACCAGACCUAGGUCACGUGUGUGAUGACGGUGAACAACUAACUAACUAUACCGUAGGAGCCGUAUAUUCUUUCACUGAUUAUUUUAGUUUUGAUUUGUUUGGUCUGAUUGUCACGGUGACGUCAUUGUCACGUGGGUGUGAUAGACGGAAGCGUAGCGUUUAUAAGGGCUGAAACGCAUGUAUCGACCGAGGAGAGAGGCUAGGCUAGGCUAGGCUAGGCUAGGCUAGGCUAGGCUAGGUUAGGUGUGGUAAAACGCUUUUUAUUGGGCUUUUCUGUGUUAAUUUAGAAGCCGCUGUAGCAGCAGCGUGUUUCCUGUUACCUCUGAGGAAAGAGUACUGUAUACUGUAUACUGUUACUGUAGUAACUAUGGGAAACAAUCUUCAUUUAUGAAAUAUAUUAAUAUAUAAUCCACUUCACAGAAGUAAUCUAAAUAGACUGGAUGUGUUGAUGGUGAUUUGAGAAUCUGGUUAAAUAAACCCUCAAGUUGACUUUUAUUUCUUGUACUGUAGUACUGUAGCGGGUACUGCCUUAUUGUCUGAGGCAUACAGCAUCAAAUAUAACAAUCAUUGUAGUGAAUAUGUUAAAAGUGGCUUUUAAUCUGGUUUUAUGGACCAAAGUUUUCAGAAAACAAUGUAAAAAUCCCAGUUAAACAUUAGUAAAGUCAAGCACAAACGUUCAGGACGCUACGAUUUGACUGUGAGAAGCUUUUGGCCAGGACAUUAGCGUACCAGUGUCAGGUUAGCUGGCAUGCUAAUGGUACUAGUACUAGUAAGUUGACUAUGUUUUGGCAGCUAAUUAAAGAGGAAUAAUUAGCUUUUGGUGGUUUAUUUUGUAGCCUGAUAUCCUUCCAAAAUAUUGAUGAUACUUUUAGUGAAUUAGUAAGAAUUCAAAGGAACUCUUUUCUUUCUUCUCUCUCUCUCCUUGUUCCUGUUCCUCCUCAGCUCCGAGGCACUGUUUUUAUGUUGUUAACCUGUCAUUAAUGAUUCAUUCUGUCAACAUUAGGUCUCUUUUUAGAGAACGUUUUUAUGUGCACACACACACACACACUCUCUCACACACACGGUGACUGGACUAAACUUCCAGUUUCAUAAAGAACACAAUUUCAAACAAAAGUCAAAAAUACAGAUGCACCUUUAGCCAAAUUUCAUCCAAUCAUUUGUGAAGGAUGGUCACAUGACUCUGGUUUGAUGACACAGCGGGUCAAGGAGGAACAUCUCUCCAACAACUGUGUCCUUUCAAGUAAGAAAAACAGGUUCAAGUGUAGAUCAAAUGACUGAAGAGGGUUGUCUUUCUGUCACUCUGUGUGUGUGUGUGUGUGUGUGUGUGUGUAGUGGGUGGAGUUACCAUCAACAGUAUAAAAGCAUGGCUGCAGUUUUUCAUUUCAGACCAUGAAAAGUUCCCAGGCAGACGACCACAGACUGCUCUGGUCCAACAGACGGUCUGGACCGGGGGGGCACAGGGGGGUCACCGUGCCUUUGGACAACGGACCCCAGCGGACAUUUCUUACAGUGAUUGACAUGCACUCAUCUCUUUAUCAACAAGUGAACUUAUCUAAGAGUGCACGUGUCGUGUCAACAUGUCCGCCAAAACCAAGGCAGACCUUAAAGAGUUCUCUUCCUCCCAUCAGCACAGAACCCAAUGGAAAGGAACGUACCAGACUGAAAGGACUCGGAGCCCGGACACCGAGAGUGAGCCACGGGAACACAGAAACAACUUUAUGUCUGAUGGUUUCCAAAUACAGGAGAGUGGACCAAAUCUGUGACAAAACCAGUGUCCCUGACUCCAAGUCCAACUGCAGACUGACUGGAGAGACUGCUGAUGGUCGGUCAGUGGAAACAGGCCAUAGGAUCCGUGGGGCUGUAAGUCACGGCAGUAAACUGAUGACUGCCAAGGUUCAACAUGACACCAAUCACCACCGGGGACAACAGAGAGUUCCCUGCUCCAGUGACUCCGCUAUUGAAACUGAGUAUGAGAGCAGUGACGGCAGAGGAAGGAGAGAGAAGUCCAACAGCCCGGAUGAUGAAGAUGAUGAUGAUGAUGAUGAUGAUGAAGAGUUCUACACAGACCAGAGGAUUGAAGAAUGGGUCAAUAAGGUCAACUGUUGCCUCUUCACCACAGAAACACGUCAACGUGGUGGUUGGACGUCUGCAGGAGAACAGGAUGUAGCAACAAUAAAGAUGGUCUAUUCUGGACUUUGAUCACAGCUGCUUCACCCUGGAUCACCUCCUGGACCAGAGCCGUGACCCCCCCCUCCCUCCCCCCCCUUACCUGUGAACCCUAAUUAUUAUGAUUUUGGUUUUUUCUUGGAUCUUGGGUGUCAAGUUGAAUUGUUGAAGUUCUUGUUACGAAACAAAAACGUCUCUCAAAUCUACUCUUCUAAGACGCUAGUAUUUUGGCAGUUCACUCACUUUUGAAACGUUUUGCAGACAUCACGUUCACGAUGAGUGAAUAAUGAACAAUAAAGUUGAUCAGUAUUAAAACUUCA